CGCAACUUGGAUAAAGAUAAAAAUCAUUCACAAACGGUUUUCAACGGUCUGCAACAGUGAUCGUGUUUGUCACGUUUUGUCCUUCGAUCGGCUCGGAUCAGCCUCGUGCAGCCUCGGAGGAGGAACCCCGAGCAAGUUGCAGGAACUUUGUUGGAGACAGCAGGAUUUAAAGCGCGGAGAUAGAACCGACGUCCUCGAAGAUGCGACCGGACUCGCGCAGCGUGUCGUUCACGUUUCACCGGGAGGUGCUCAGCGUGCGAAACUCUCCGGAAACGGUGCGAACGUCGCGGAAUCUCCGCCAGCGUCUGCAGGACCGAUUCGAGAAGGUCGGCGACGCCGGAAAGGAGAAGUCGCCGAAGACGAAGGACGCGGUGGACCGGGCCUGGAACAACAUCAGCCUCGGCAACGUGUCCGCGGACUCGAGACGAGCCUUGCGCAACGGCGCCGAGAAGCUGUCCAAGACGAUAUCCUCUGUACGAACCACCUUUGGCACGAUAUCCCAGAAAUUCAGAAGCUCCACGCGCAGACGUCAGAGACUGGAGGAACAACAAUCACCGUGCAACAUGCAGACACCUCAGACACGUUCCCGCCAGCUCUUAGGACGCACACCGACGAAGCUGUACAGUCCCUUCGGCAUCGAGUCGCCGAGACACGCCUGGGACAAGGAAAAUGACGUCAACACGCCGAUGCGCGCGUCAUCACCGGAGUGCAACACACGUUACAUAAACUGCAGACCGUUUCGCUUCGCGAAGGCUAAGGGAUUCUCCGUGCUGAGAUAAGAAGGCUUACAGAAAGGGGCUUCCUCCAACGAAAUUGUUAGCGAUCUUUCUCUUUACUUCCUAAACGAACGCAGUCGGGAUUGCGUGCCUCGUGCAACAACAUUUAUGUAACGAGAUAUUAUUUAUUUGCGUUUAAUCGCGAGAGACUCGCCGCGCGUACGAGGCAAACUUCUUUUUUUAUAUAAGUAGCAUUUAUAUAUAUAUAUCGAUAUGCUAGCGUAUCUUCAUAAUCAUUCCACAUCGCUUAUUUUGCAUAUAUAUUUAUAUAUCAUGGAAGAUUCUAUUUCUACUUUUUUAUACGUAUUUAUAUAUACAAUAUAUAUGCCGCGCAAUAAUAUAUGCGAAAUACACGGCAGGGCAAAUAUUUGUAAAUGACAGCAUGUGAGACAUCUAACAAGAAUCAAAGCGAUAAUUCAAAAUCCCGCGCGAGAAUCGUCGGAGAAAUAUUUCAUACGAGACUUUGAAAGAUUUUUAUGCUACGAUAUAUAGCGCACAAGAAGUAAUUUCUUGAAUAGGUUUUCUUUAUAAUACUCAGAAAAUGUGUUUUAAAUUUGUGAUACUUCAUAAACUGAGAAUAUACUAAUGACAAGAAAAGAAACAAGAAUCGCACAAUUUUUGAUUAAAUUAUAUCUCGUAUAUCUAUUCCGAUGAAAUUAUGUAUAGCAAAAUAUUCUCAGUUUAUGUUUUAUUAAGAUAUAUAUAAAUAUAUAUAUAUAUAUAUUUAAUUAUAUUCUCGAUAUAAAACCGCGUACGACAUGUGGUUGUUUAAAAAGUGAAAUCGUUGCUUAGAACGAUGAAAAUAAGGCAGCUCCGAUGUACUUGGCCUCGAUAUUAUAGCCCUGCUCUCAAGCUACCACAUAUCUAUAAUCUAAUUUAUUUAUUGGCACAAUAAUAACAUUUUUACCAAAAUCAAUUUAGGGGAUCUUUCCCGCGCUUUUAGUGAUACGCUCCUGAGUCCCUGCUGUCAAAAAAUUCCUAAUACGCGAGUGCGAGAUUACACCUUAAAUAAGUUUCUGCUCUCAAGCUACCACAUAUCUAUAAUCUAAUUUAUUUAUUGGCACAAUAAUAACAUUUUU
This is a messenger RNA of Nylanderia fulva, 1855 nucleotides long. RefSeq lists its product as uncharacterized. Lineage: Eukaryota; Metazoa; Arthropoda; Insecta; Hymenoptera; Formicidae. The record is from RefSeq and is a predicted model, not a curated record.